This is a messenger RNA of Paramuricea clavata, 632 nucleotides long. The record is from the annotation of a GenBank genome assembly. NCBI's taxonomy places the organism in Eukaryota, Metazoa, Cnidaria, Anthozoa, Malacalcyonacea, Plexauridae.
AUGCAAAAAGUUCUCCCAGGUUUUGCAUUAAAGAAGUCUGUGGAAAGAUUGAGAAAAGGUAUUAAAAAAGUUCUACGGAAGGAUGAACUGGCGAAUAAAGAUGUUGCUGACGCUGUUUCAUUCAUUGAAACGAAAACAAUGAAAAAAAGGGGAUCACUAAUUAAGUUCAACGAUGUAAGUAUAUUCAAAUUACACUUGGUAGCUGAGUUAGAGAUAGUUUCUAUACACGUUUGAAAGGGCAGUGUGUGCAAAAAGUUUUUCCUUAAACUCUACCAUUAUGUAUUCUCUUCGCUAUAGCCAUCGAGUUUUUCCUUAAACUCUACCAUUAUGUAUUCUCUUCGCUAUAGUCAUCGAGUAAGCCCAAGAAUUUGCUUGAAGACAAGCGGUCCAGUUUAAAUUGGUGGUACUCGUCACACCGGACGACGUUCUUCGAAAGCAGCACGGACCUGUUUGAAGCUUUAGUCGACGUCAUUUCAAGCUAUUACGUCUUCCACAUAAAUUACCCUGAUCAAAUGUCAGGUAUCCUCUACUUCCUCCAGGAUUUCGCGUUAGAUGUAUCAGACACCACACAGCGAUCCAUUAAAUACUCGUCUUUCGUUGCUGAACUGCAAUGCGAUGUUCACCGACAGUGA